Messenger RNA from Neocloeon triangulifer, 2403 nucleotides. Its product is annotated as sodium-dependent multivitamin transporter-like. NCBI's taxonomy places the organism in Eukaryota, Metazoa, Arthropoda, Insecta, Ephemeroptera, Baetidae. The coding region runs from base 127 to 1911 and encodes 594 amino acids. Gene Ontology annotation, cellular component: membrane. The transcript has 13 exons. Gene Ontology annotation, molecular function: symporter activity. Gene Ontology annotation, biological process: transmembrane transport; sodium ion transport. The record is from RefSeq and is a predicted model, not a curated record.
UUAAAUUUUCAUCAGUCAACACGCAGAGCGAUCUGAUAAAGUCUCGCGCCACACUCUAAAAGUUGCAUUUGCGAAAAUUGCGUCUCACAAUUCCAAGUAAAAUCUCCGGGAUACACGCAAAUUAUAAUGGACGUGAAUUCGUCGAGUGUGACUUUGGUGGCGGUGAGUAAGCGGAUGGGCAGCCUCGACCUGGCCGUGUUUUCGGCCAUGCUGGCCUCGUCGGCGGUGAUCGGAUGCUACUUUGGCCUGUGCGACGGCCGAAAGAAAAACAGCACCCAGGAGUAUUUGAUGGGCGGCCGAAACAUGGGCAUGCUGCCGGUGGCCCUCAGCCUGGUGGCCAGUUUCAUCUCGGGCAUCACCAUCCAAGGCGAGCCCGCCGAAAUUUACACGCACGGAACUCAAUACUGGUGCGUUUUGCUUGUGAGCUACCUGGCUAGUUUCGUGGCAGCCAUGCUGUACAUACCAGUUUUUGUAAAUUUGCAGUUGAAUUCUUGUUACGAGUACCUUGAACUGCGUUUCAACACAAAAGUGCGGAAAAUGGCCUCAAUUCUUUUUGUUAUCUCACAGGUGGCUUAUAUACCUGUGAUAAUUUAUAUUCCCUCGUUGGCGUUCAGCCAAGUCACUGGAAUCGACGUCAAUUUAGUGGUGCCAGUGGCUUCGGCGAUUUGCAUUUUCUACACAACAAUUGGUGGAUUGAAAGCGGUCGUAUGGACAGACACGCUUCAAUCAGUACUUAUGAUGUGCGCGAUGAUAACCGUGUUUGUGAUUGGCCUGAUUAACAUUGGUGGCUGGAGCAAUGUUUGGAGAGCAAGUGAAAGAGGACACAGACUUGAAUUUUUCAACCUUGACCCCAACCCUACCGAACGUCACACAUUCUGGACCCUUUUGAUCGGUGGUUUCUUCAACUAUUUGUCUCCAUUUACAACAAACCAGGGCAUGGUGCAGCGCUACCUGGCAGUUCCCGAUUUGAAAACAGUCUACAAGUGCUUGGCGUGUUUCGCCACAGGUCUUGUCCUGUUCAAAUCGCUAAGCAUCGCCACCGGUCUCCUGUUGUUCGCCACCUACGAAGGUUGCGACCCUGUGGCCGCUCACAAAAUCCAGCGCCAUGACCAACUGAUGCCCUUCUUUGUGCUCGACGUCGCUGGACACAUUCCCGGCCUGGGUGGACUUUUCGUCGCCGGAAUUUUCAGUGCUGCUCUCAGUUCAAUGUCGACGGGAUUGAAUGCCCUGUCAGGAGUUCUGGUCGAAGACUUGCUGGCGCCCUGGUUGCCAAAGGAGAAUAAAAUUCUGUGGCUGCGAAUUGCGGCCGCCGUUUGCGGUUUCGUUUCUCUGGCGCUCGUCUUUGUUGUGCAACACUUAGGAGGUGUGCUGCAGGUGGCUUUAAGUUUGGGAGGAAUUACUCUGGGUGCACUUCUUGGCGUUUUCACCCUUGGAAUGUUUUUCCCGAAGGCAACCAGCAAAGGCGCCCUGAUUGGUUCCAUCUUAUCUCUUGUCGUGACUGGCACGAUUGUCCUCGGUGCCCAGGCAGCCCUUUUCACCGGAGCCUUGCGCCAUCCAAUUCUGCCAGUUUCAACGGAAACCUGCGCCGAAAACAGAACCCUCUUUUUAGACAAUAUUCCCAUCCUUGACGCACCUCACGACAAUUCUGGCGUGUGGUUCAUCUUCCGCAUCUCCUACUGGUAUUACACGGUUAUUGGUACGGCCAUUGUGCUCGCCGUCGGCUACCCUGUCAGCAUCUUCUGCGAAACGGACGUUGAGGACCAGCGACCCCGCAAGAGAAAUCUCUUCUCGCCCGUCAUCCAACGCUACCUUCCAGCCGACGAGGACGACAAAAUGCCCGAGAAAAACCCUCUGGUCACUCUUAGUGAGGAGGCAAUAAAUUAUAAAUAUUGCUUAGCAGACGUUAAAUAAAGUAAGUUGUUCAGAGUUCAAAAACUUUUGAUCGAUUUGUUGGCUUUAUUAUGUGGGCCAAAGCAUAAAUAAUAAAUAUAGCCUGAGGCAAAUGGAUGUGAAUUGACUCACGGUAUGGCGCGCAAAAAUAAAGGCUUUUCUUUAGAGAUACGAAUUUAAUAUCCAGGAAAAUUCAUUGGUUUGAAAUAAAUCUUAAAAUUUUGGGAAAAUACUGAAACUUAAAAUAUUGAAUUAUUAAAAAUUAAAAAUAUGUGUAAAUAAAUUACAAUGUCUGCUUAUGGGAUUUGGAUUAAAAAUAUAGAAAUAAGCGUUCCAAGGGUUUUGCGUGUGUAAUUUAAAUAUAUAUAACUUUCCAAAACAAAUAUUGUUUUGUAUAUUUCACGAAGGCAAACAAACAUAAAAAAUUAUGACAAUUUAUAGAAGUAGUAAUUUUACACAUUAUUGUGAAUAAAAUUAAUGCAAAGUCAUUAUUACGGCCGUGAUUGUGAGUUG